Molecule: messenger RNA, 1203 nt
Organism: Carassius gibelio (silver crucian carp)
Lineage: Eukaryota; Metazoa; Chordata; Actinopteri; Cypriniformes; Cyprinidae
Product: serine/threonine-protein kinase pim-2-like
Exons: 8
Coding region: 244-1203 (319 amino acids)
Biological process (GO): protein autophosphorylation; regulation of mitotic cell cycle; negative regulation of apoptotic process
Cellular component (GO): cytoplasm
Molecular function (GO): protein serine/threonine kinase activity; ATP binding
Source: RefSeq, a predicted model, not a curated record
CUAUGAAAUGUAUUUAUUAUUUAUUUAGUCACUGCUACCUAACAUCUUGUGCUGGUAUUCUCCUCUUUAGAUCAGAAGCCUCAACAGCCCAUCUGCAGAUCUGUAGAGGUCACUGAUCUCGAGGAACCUCACACCAGUGUUCUUCAAGUCCCUCCUGCUGCUGAGCCUCUGGUGCAGAAAGACCUCCAAACUCAAGUCCACGAUGCUCCAGUCAGUGUGAGAGCAGGUGAAGUGUCUCCUCUGAUGACAGAGUUGGACAGCAAUGAAGUGGACACGAGACCUGAAGACAACAUUUGCCGCCGAUAUGAAAUUGGCAGCAAGCUGGGUCAAGGUGGAUUUGGCGCCGUCUAUAAUGCGACUCGUUUGGAGGAUAGACUUAAGGUGGCAAUGAAAUUCGUCAAAAAGACAAAACACACGGAAUAUAUCAGCAUUCCUGAUCAUCCCAAGCCCCUUCCCAAAGAAGUCGCCCUGACAAUUCUGGCCAAUAAAGGCCCAGUGAUGGAUAUUAUUAGGCUGCUGGACUGGCAGGACCAGCAGAACUUCUACGUCAUUGUCGUCCAGCGCUUCUCACACUGCAUGGAUGUUUUACGCUUUGUGCAACGCAAUGGAGGCAGCAUCGAUGAGAAGUUAGCGAAGCUCAUCAUGUUUGGGGCAACACUAGCCGCCAGUGCAUGUUGUAGACGUGGAGUUUACCAUGGGGACAUCAAGUUGGAGAACCUGCUGAUAAACUUGGAGAACCUCCAAAUCAAACUAAUUGACUUUGGAUGUGGCAGUGUCCUGACAGAAUCUGCCUACACAAGCUUCAGUGGAACAGUUAUGUACUGUCCUCCCGAGUACAUACUGAAGGGGGAGUUCCAUGGAAAGCCAGCGACGGUCUGGUCUUUAGGGAUCCUCUUGUUCAGAAUGCUGUGUGGACACUUUCCAGAUAGUUAUGACUUCUACAGGACCAACUUGAACACCUGGUCCAAACCUGGCUUGACAGAAGAUAGUUUCAGCAUCUACAGGACCAACAUGAACACCUGGUCCAAACCUGGCUUGACAGAAGCAGAGUUCUUCUCCACAAGUGCAAGACCGAUCACGGUCACUCUGAAAGUGUCAUCUGUGGAGAUGUUUCGUCUUCCAGGAAGAACUGAGUCUUCGUCCAUCCACUUUAACAUCUUGCAGGGCCAGCAAGCUCUGGUAGCAUUUGUGCCUUUGGCUUGA